This is a messenger RNA of Linum trigynum, 2611 nucleotides long. Lineage: Eukaryota; Viridiplantae; Streptophyta; Magnoliopsida; Malpighiales; Linaceae. The record is from the annotation of a GenBank genome assembly.
UUUCUGCGGUGUGAGAGUGCCACCUGGCUGCGGAUCUGCGUGAUUGGUGUACCAAAAUUCAUUUCCUUCGCCCACUAGGAUUUCCCGUUUGAUUUCCCCCAUUUAUUUCUAUUACAAAAAUACUUUCCUCCCCCAUUUCCCCUCUCCUCCUCCACUCCAUCAGAAACGCCACCAUUUCUUCCUCCCCUCUCCACCCACACAAAAAAAAAAAAAAAAACAAAAAAAAACAAAAACAAAAACAAAACAAAACGCUUCAUUCCUUCCUUCCUUCUCUUCGGUUCUGUUUCUCUCAGAACUACCAACUUGAGGGAAAAGUCUGCAUUUUUCCUCAAUUCCAACUUCACUCAAAAACCAUGGCUUCUCUAACCUUGUUCUGCAGCUCGAUUGCUCCAUCAUCCAUGGCGGUUUCCACGCGAACCCACUUCCCAGUUCUCCCUCACGAGCUCUCCUGCUGUGAUCACCACAAUUUGCACUUCCAAAGCAGGAAGAGAAGUAACAAGAGAAGGCAUAAAUCGAGUAGUCAACCAGUCGUCAAAGCAGUAGCGGCGGCAGAAGCCCCGCCGGCGACCCAACCGAGUGGGGAAUUGAAGGAGCAGAACAAGAAGAAGCUCAGAGUUCUGGUCGCCGGCGGUGGGAUUGGUGGGUUGGUGUUUGCUCUGGCAGCAAAGAAGAAAGGGUUUGAGGUAAUUGUCUUUGAGAGAGAUUUGAGUGCUAUUAGAGGAGAAGGGCAGUACAGAGGGCCGAUUCAGAUACAGAGCAAUGCUCUGGCGGCGCUCGAGGCUAUCGAUUUGGAUGUCGCUGAUGAGGUUAUGAGAGCUGGUUGUGUUACUGGUGAUAGAAUUAAUGGCCUUGUUGAUGGGAUUUCUGGCACCUGGUACGUGAAGUUUGAUACAUUCACUCCUGCUGUAGAGCGUGGGCUGCCAGUCACUCGAGUUAUAAGCCGAAUGACUCUGCAGAGAAUCCUUGCUUCUGCAGUUGGUGAAGAGAUUAUCCAAAAUGGUAGUAAUGUCGUCGAUUUUGAGGACGAUGGAGAUAAAGUCACUGUGACACUGGAUAAUGGAGAGCAGUACGAAGGCGAUCUCUUAGUUGGUGCUGAUGGAAUAUGGUCAAAGGUGCGAACUAAGUUAUUCGGACCAAAGGACGCAACGUACUCUGGCUACACUUGCUACACAGGCAUAGCAGAUUUCAUUCCAGUUGACAUUGAAUCUGUUGGGUAUCGAGUGUUCUUGGGUCACAAACAAUACUUCGUCUCCUCUGACGUGGGAGCUGGAAAGAUGCAGUGGUAUGCAUUUUACAACGAAGCAGCUGGAGGAACAGACAAGCCUGGUGGUAAAAAGGAGAGGCUGCUGCAGUUGUUUGAAGGGUGGUGUGACAAUGUGAUAGAUUUGCUCCACGCCACGGAUGAAGAAGCCAUUCUCAGACGCGACAUAUUUGACAGGACUCCAACUCUUAGUUGGGGAAAGGGCCGGGUGACAUUGCUCGGGGACUCCAUUCAUGCUAUGCAGCCUAACUUGGGUCAAGGAGGGUGCAUGGCUAUAGAGGAUGGUUACCAACUGGCAGUGGAUCUUGUUAACGCGUACGACCAAAGCAUUGAAUCAGGAAAGCCAGUGGACGUAAUCUCUUCUUUGAAGAGCUACGAGAAUGCUAGGAGGUUACGAGUAGCCAUCAUCCAUGGAAUGGCUAGAAUGGCUGCAAUAAUGGCUACUACCUACAGACCUUACUUGGGUGUUGGGCUUGGACCAUUGUCGUUCUUAACAAAGUUCCGUAUACCGCAUCCUGGAAGAGUAGGUGGGAGAUUCUUCGUGAGCCUGGCUAUGCCUUCAAUGCUGAGUUGGGUCCUAGGUGGUAAUAGUUCAAAGCUGGAAGGGAGGUCAGCAUCGUGCAGACUGUCGGACAGAGCUAGUGAUCAGUUGAGCAGAUGGUUCGAAGAUAAUGAUGCACUAGAGCGUGCUCUUGAUGGAGAGUGGUUUCUUCUCCCAUCUGGACAUGAGGCAGCUUCUUCAGAACCUAUUCAUAUGCCUCGGGACAAGGAACAACCCCUCCUCUUCGGGGCUACAUCGCAGGAAGAUUCCUCUGGAGUAUCUGUAAUCAUAACAUCUUCUCAGGUCUCCCCACAGCAUGCUCAGAUUAGCUACAAGGAUGGCUACUUCUACUUGCUGGAUCUCAGGAGCGAACAUGGAACCUUCAUCACAGACAACGAAGGGAGACGGUACAGGAUACCUCCAAACUUCCCAACCCGGUUCCAUCCCUCGGAUACUAUUGAGUUUGGUUCUGAUAAGAAGGCCGCAUUUCGAGUGAAGGUACUUCGGUCUUCUCCAAAGGCGGCAGAGAAGGAAGAGAAAGAAGCCGUUCAUGCAGUAUGAAAGAUUUUGGUGGUAGUUGAUGAGGAAUUUGUACAGCAUUUGUUAGCAAUUUGAGCAGCAAGUAAUGUAUGCUGCAUAGCUAUAGGAUUGAAAAAGAAAUGAAAUGGGUGAAAUAUACAUUGUUGCAGACUUUCAGCAGCAGCUGAAUGAUGUAAUAUAUUGAACUUAGAAUGAAAAGCAAAGGUUUUCGUGCUUCUUGGCCUACAGACAGGUAUCUGCAUCUUUUCAAAGAAACAGUAAACUGGAAC